AAAUAAAAAGUGUUAGGCGCAGAGGAAAACAGAAAUCAAAACAUCAACAACUUCUUGAUUGUAUUCCAUCUUUUAGGGCUUGUAUUCUUUCCAAAUCGUAUAAAUGGAUCCACCAAAUCACCCUUCCGACACCGAAAUGUCUGAGGCCGCCGUGGCCCCUCCGCCACCGCAGCAGCAGCAGCCCUUGCCCGGAAUCGAUAACAUCCCGGCUACCCUCAGCCAUGGUGGUAGGUUCAUCCAGUAUAACAUCUUUGGGAACAUCUUUGAAGUUACGGCCAAGUAUAAACCCCCAAUCAUGCCCAUUGGCAAAGGAGCAUACGGCAUAGUCUGUUCGGCUUUAAAUUCGGAGACGAAUGAACACGUUGCCAUUAAAAAGAUUGCCAACGCCUUCGAUAAUAAAAUUGAUGCGAAGAGGACGCUUCGGGAAAUCAAGCUUCUUCGUCAUAUGGAUCAUGAAAACGUUGUUGCAAUUAGAGAUAUAAUUCCACCUCCAGAGAGGAUGUCAUUUAAUGACGUCUACAUUGCUUAUGAGCUCAUGGAUACUGAUCUCCACCAAAUAAUUCGUUCCAAUCAAUCAUUAUCAGAGGAGCAUUGCCAGUACUUUCUGUAUCAGAUCCUGCGUGGGUUGAAAUACAUACAUUCAGCAAAUGUGCUGCACAGGGAUUUGAAGCCUAGCAAUCUUCUCCUGAAUGCAAAUUGUGAUCUCAAAAUAUGUGAUUUUGGAUUAGCUCGUGUUACAUCUGAAACUGAUUUCAUGACAGAAUAUGUUGUUACAAGAUGGUACCGUGCACCAGAGCUAUUGUUAAAUUCUUCUGAUUAUACUGCUGCAAUUGAUGUAUGGUCGGUAGGUUGCAUCUUUAUGGAGUUGAUGGACCGGAAGCCCUUGUUUCCUGGCAGAGAUCACGUACACCAGCUACGAUUGCUUAUGGAGUUGAUUGGAACUCCAUCAGAAGCGGAAUUAGGAUUUCUAAAUGAAAAUGCAAAAAGAUACAUCCGACAACUACCUCAGUACCGACGACAGUCAUUCACUGAAAAAUUCCCUCAGGUUCAUCCUGCUGCUAUUGAUCUGAUCGAAAAGAUGUUGACAUUUGAUCCUAGACACAGAAUUACAGUUGAAGAUGCAUUGGCCCAUCCGUAUCUAACAUCACUGCACGACAUCAGUGAUGAACCAGUGUGUUUGACCCCAUUUAGCUUCGACUUUGAGCAACAUGCCUUAAUCGAGGAGGAAAUGAAGGAGAUGAUUUAUCGGGAGGCGCUUGCAUUUAAUCCCGAAUACCAGCAGCAGCAUAUGUGAGGAUGAGGAGGAGGAGGAUUCGAUGUUUGUUCGUUUGUUUGUUUGUUGUGUGGUUUUCAUCAUUAUUAUUAUUAGUGUGGUAAUUGAAUUCUGUUUUGACUGAGACAUUAUGUGUUUGUUGUUGUAUAUAAACCUGGAAGUCUGGAAUCAUUUGGCAACCAAUACCAGUUACUGUUAGGUCUCC
Cynara cardunculus var. scolymus (artichoke) is the source of this 1478-nucleotide messenger RNA. RefSeq names its product mitogen-activated protein kinase homolog NTF4. The transcript is spliced from 6 exons. NCBI's taxonomy places the organism in Eukaryota, Viridiplantae, Streptophyta, Magnoliopsida, Asterales, Asteraceae. Gene Ontology annotation, cellular component: nucleus; cytoplasm. The record is from RefSeq and is a predicted model, not a curated record. Bases 104 to 1294 code for a protein of 396 amino acids. Gene Ontology annotation, molecular function: ATP binding; MAP kinase activity. Gene Ontology annotation, biological process: intracellular signal transduction; protein phosphorylation.